GCCGCGAUCCCAACCCAUAUCGACAUCAGAACUUCUCCAAACGUUCUAGCAAUCCCAAGUUAUACUCAACAUGAACUCCUACUUCGUGAUCGCUCUGAGUGCCCUUCUUGUGGCUCUGGCUGCUGGAUCGCCCAUUGAGCUGAGCGAUGAGCAGAAGACUCUGGCCAAGCAGCACCAUGAGCAGUGCGCCGCCGAGGUGAAACUGACCGAGGAGGAGAGUGCCAAGGUCAAGGCCAAGGACUUCAAGAACCCCACCGAGAACAUCAAGUGCUUCGCCAACUGCUUCUUCGAGAAGGUCGGCACCCUGAAGGACGGUGAGCUGCAGGAGUCCGUGGUCCUGGAGAAGCUCGGCGGUCUCAUUGGCGAGGAGAAGACCAAGGCGGCCCUGGAGAAGUGCAGGACCAUCAAGGGCGACAACAAGUGCGACACCGCCGCCAAGUUGCACGAAUGCUUCGAGAGCUUCAAGCCCGCCCCCGAGGCUAAGGCCUAAGGAAGUUUGGGAGUUGAUCCAUGGCAAAUUGUGAUUCGGA
Drosophila teissieri is the source of this 530-nucleotide messenger RNA. RefSeq names its product general odorant-binding protein 56a (gene Obp56a). The record is from RefSeq and is a predicted model, not a curated record. Lineage: Eukaryota; Metazoa; Arthropoda; Insecta; Diptera; Drosophilidae. The transcript is spliced from 2 exons. Gene Ontology annotation, molecular function: odorant binding. Bases 71 to 490 code for a protein of 139 amino acids. Gene Ontology annotation, biological process: sensory perception of smell.